CGCUGCGCCUGUGUUUGGAGGCGGAUUCUGAGACUACAGACACAAACUGGCACCCAGCUGACAGACAGACCUCCUCUGGUGCUGCUGAGGGACAAAAUGUGGCUUCGAGAGGAGCUUUUGAAAUCCAUAUGGCACGCCUUCACAGCCCUGGAUGUGGAUCAACGUGGGAAAGUUUCCAAAUCUCAGUUAAAGGUGCUGUCCCACAACCUGUGCACAGUGAUGAAGAUUCCUCAUGACCCUGUGGCCCUUGAAGAACAUUUCAAAGAUGAUGAUAAAGGGCCUCUGUCCAACCAGGGCUACAUGCCUUACCUCAACAAGUUUAUUCUGGACAAGGUACAGGAGGAUUUUGAUGUGCUGGAGUUCAACAAGAUGUGCUGGACGCUGUGUUUCAGGAAAAAGAUCUGCACUAAACAUCUACUCAUCUCAGAUGACGAUGCUUUCAAAAUCUGGUGCAUUUUCAACUUCCUGUCAGAAGAGAAAUACCCACUCGUCAUUAUUACUGAGGAGAUCGAGUACUUCCUGCGAAAGCUGAUUGAGGCCAUGGGGAACGGAUGGAGCGAGGAGAAGUUUUCAAAUUACAAGCUGCAGCUGAACACAAAGAAGAACUGCCUGGAUGCCUGGGAGCUGAUUGAACUGGUGGGGAUGGGCUACUUCAGCAAGGGCAUGAACUGCCAGACCCUGUCCAUGGGGAUCAAUGAGGUCUUCCAAGAACUCAUACUGGAUGUGCUCAAGCAGGGAUACCUGAUGAAAAAGGGCCACAAGAGGAAGAACUGGACCGAGCGCUGGUUUGUCCUUCGACCCAACUCACUGUCAUACUACGUCAGUGAGGACCUUGUGGAGAAGAAAGGAGACAUCAACCUGGACCGAACCUGCUGUGUAGAGUCUGUGCCUGAUAAAGACGGGAAGAAAUGCCUGCUCAUCAUCAAGUGCACUGAUAAAAGCUUUGAGAUCAGCGCAUCAGAUAAAAAGAAGAAGCAGGAAUGGCUUCAAGCUAUUCAAACAUGCAUCCAGCUGCUGAGGUUGGGGCUGCCGUCUCCUCACCGUGAGGCCCGGCUGAGGCGCAGGGAGCUGCGGCAGAGGCAGCACUCGGAGGAGGAUGACCUGGCUGAGAAGAUGAAGCAACUCCAGAUGGCCAAUGAGACCAAACAGAAACAGCUGGAGAAUAUGAGGAAGAAAAUGGAAGAGGCCACGGCUAAAGCGGCAGACGAGGAGCUCAGGAGGAAGCAGACUCAGAUAGACCUGCAGGAUCGCUACAGACUGGACCUGGAGAGAGAGAAAAUGGUGCGUCAGCAGAUGGAGGAGCAGGUGGCUCAGAAGUCCAGUGAACUGGAGCAGUACCUGCAGCGCGUCCGGGAGCUGGAGGACAUGUACCACCGGCUGGAGGAGGCCUUGGAGGAUGAGAGGCAGGCCAAGCAGGAUGAGGAGGCCAUGCACAAGCUGCAGGCCAGUCUGCUGGAGGAGGAGGCAGCCAAAAGGGCAGAGCUGGAGCAGAUCCACCUGCAGCAGCAGAGGGCGCUGUCUCAGACCGAGGCUGAGAAGCAGGAGCUGGUGGCCGAGCAGCUGGCCAAGGAGAGAGACCUGCAGGCAGCCAUGCUGCAGCUGGAGAGGCUGGAGAGGGAGCGGCAGGGAGCGCUGGAGCAGUAUGAGAAGGUGACAGUGAAGCUUGAACGAGCAGCUAACAAGACCAAGACUUGGAAGGACAAGGUGGCCCAUCACGAGGGGCUGGUGCGUCUCAUCCAGCCAGGUCAUAAAGGACCUCAGAGGAUCACUAACUGGGGUCCUGCUUCAUUCACCGAUGUUGAGCUGGAGCUGAGGAAGAAGAUGUGGCAAGAGAGCAAGAACGAGGGAGCUCAGCAUCAGUGAACACUCACCACAGUAGAUGGAUCAAACACCGAUGAAGACGACUGUGAACAUUCACAUUCGAGGUCUGAUUAGGUUUGAUAACAUGAACGUGUGUCAGCUGCAGAGGAAACAGUUUUACUGAUUUGAUUUGGGGAACUUUAAAAAGAAAAGCUGGGAUUCAUUUUAUUUUAGUUUCUUCUGUAACAAAAAAUUCACACAUUGAAAGUUUUUUUUUUUUUUGAUGCAGGUAGAAGUACCCUGACAAAAUAAUCCUAAAACCAGUCCACUAACUAGCUUUUUCUGAGGCUUCUCAGCAAAUGUAGUUUGAUCAGUUGUCAUGGUGAUGGUGAUGAUGAGUCAUCUGCUGAUGAAGACCAUGAGAUGCGAUUGAAAGUGCCAGGAAAAAAAAAAAAAAAUUGUGGAGCUUGAGUUGAGAUUAAUUUAUGAUAAAUAUCAUUCUCACUCAGUUUUUUGUUUUCAGCUGAGUUUUCAUUUGUAAUUUUAGUCCUGUGUUGAAUGUUUUUGUGUUUUGACAUGAACUCGUCGUUUACUGACAUCCAGCAGAGUAUAACAGUAGAUUCAUUUUCCACUGUAGCUCGAUUUAUUAGCUAAAGCUUAGUGAAUUGCAUCUGUUACAGUCUUAACUGAGACAAUAAAAACAAAAAUAAAACGCCAUCUAUUUUCUAUGAAAGCA
Epinephelus lanceolatus (giant grouper) is the source of this 2536-nucleotide messenger RNA. Its product is annotated as switch-associated protein 70. Lineage: Eukaryota; Metazoa; Chordata; Actinopteri; Perciformes; Serranidae. Gene Ontology annotation, cellular component: nucleus; cytoplasm. The record is from RefSeq and is a predicted model, not a curated record.